GGGUAAAGUGUGGAUGUUGAACAUGAUUAAAGAAUUUGGUGUGGUACCGGACGAUUCUACCACUGGCGAAGCGAUCAUACCGACUGAUCUACAAUUAGAUCUAAAGUCAAAUCGAGGUUAUGUGAAGAAAACUCUGGCCAAGUUGAGUGAUCAAGUAAACCCUCCUCCUGUAGCAUCUGGAUCAGGUACGAGACGCGAACAUGAAACGGAUAACGAUAAACUUGUCAUCUCGCAAACGAGGAAAUCUUCAGGAUCAACAAACUUAUCAGAUUCUACUCUAACUCUAUCCGAAGGAAAUGACAUUGCCUUGGACUCUCAUUUGAAUACCGAGCUCAGUCCAGAUUCCAAGCAAGUGGCAGAUGGUCUGAUAGAGGUGGAACACAGAUUAGAAUAUGCUCAACCUGAAAUUAGGGAUCAUGAAUUUACACUUUCUUCCAACCAAAAUACUUCAUAUCCAUUCACUCCCGUUCCUGCCCCUUACGUCUCCACUUCAACUACCACUUAUCCUCAUUCCAUCCCUGGAGCACACGCGUACACUUCGACAUCGAAAAUACCAUUCUACAACACACCCACCGGACGUCCUGACAGUGUCGGCGUGACUUCAGCUUCUGGAUCAGGAGAUCAUAUGGGUGGUAGUACGAGUGCAAGUAAAGCCAACAGAAAGAAAGAAGCUAUCAAAGCGAGAAACGGAGCACCGAUGGGUUGGGCUUUUGUUCCUGUUGAUGAAGCGACAAUUCGACAAGAAGAGGAAUUACCAUCGAGGAGAAGUAAAUCAGGACCUAGGAAUAUUGCUUAGGUGGCUGGUUAUUUUACUUCUCCCCCUAGCAUAACUUUUCCGAUCUACACCCUAUUCUUCCCCUUCCUCUUGUUGUUUUGUCACGAUUCCUACUGUUUCUUCUCCUCACCUUCGACCCCUAACGGAAAUGUCAACACUCCUUCGAUGUCUCUUGCGUGAUUCCUUGGUCAAAAUGUUAUGUGUUUUAUUCCCCCUUUUUGAUAUCCUCAAAUUACCUCGGAUGGUCUUUCUUGUACCAAACCCUGAAUCACGUCUCGUUCUUGUCCACACACGUCUUUAGUCUUGUCGUUAUUCAGUCAGCUUGGAACUUGGAACUUGUUUAUAUUGCCAUGUUUAAGUGGAGAAGGGAAAUGCAUCAUGUAUUUAUG
Molecule: messenger RNA, 1164 nt
Organism: Tremella mesenterica DSM 1558
Lineage: Eukaryota; Fungi; Basidiomycota; Tremellomycetes; Tremellales; Tremellaceae
Exons: 1
Coding region: 626-796 (56 amino acids)
Source: RefSeq, a predicted model, not a curated record